Molecule: messenger RNA, 1897 nt
Organism: Zerene cesonia (dogface butterfly)
Lineage: Eukaryota; Metazoa; Arthropoda; Insecta; Lepidoptera; Pieridae
Gene: Gk-2
Product: glycerol kinase-like
Exons: 12
Coding region: 185-1807 (540 amino acids)
Biological process (GO): triglyceride metabolic process; glycerol metabolic process; glycerol-3-phosphate biosynthetic process
Cellular component (GO): mitochondrion
Molecular function (GO): glycerol kinase activity
Source: RefSeq, a predicted model, not a curated record
GCUGAUUCUGAUUGAUUACCUACAAAGUACAAUUACAAAUUGUAUCUACAACCUACAUAGCUCUGAUAACAAUUUCAAUAAAAUUUAUAAAAUUUAAAAUUCAGUAAAUACAUGUCAGAUUAACAGUAUUCAAUUUCGAUAGACAUAUAUUUUCCAGUUAGCUAUGUAGGAUAAUUUUUAAAAUAUGCGUGAGUUCGGAAGUUUUGGUCCAUUAAUUGGAGCUAUAGAUGAAGGAACUUCGAAUGUUAAAUUUUUGAUAUUUGCAGCAAACACUUCAGAAGUAUUGACUUAUCAUCAAUUGCCCCUGAAAAGAUUUAGCCCUCAACAAGGUUGGGUAGAACAAGAUUCUUUGGAAAUUUUAAGUGCUGUGUUAGAAUGUAUUGAAGUUACUGUAGACAAUUUAAAAAAGUUGGACAUAGAUCCAGCAGAUGUUAUAGGUAUUGGUUUAACAAAUCAACGAGAAACAACAAUUGUUUGGAAUUCUUCAACUGGCGAGCCUCUUUAUAGUGCAAUUGUGUGGCUAGAUGUGAGAACUUCGAAAAUUAUUGAUGAAUUAAAUAAGAAUAAGGGUGCACAGAGUAUAAAUGCUGUCACACAAACUAGUGGUCUACCAUUAUCAACUUAUUUCUCUUCUGUUAAGUUGAAAUGGCUCUUGCAAAAUGUAACAGCAAUAAAGCAAGCUGUAGCAUCAGGGAACUGCAUGGCUGGUACAGUGGACUCAUGGUUGAUUUGGAAUCUGACUGGUGGCUGCCGUGGUGGUGUUCAUGUAACAGACGUAACAAAUGCAUCAAGAACUCAAUUGAUGUCAUUAAGAAGUUUGCAGUGGGAUAAAGGACUUCUACGUUUCUUUGAUAUACCAGUUGAAAUACUACCAAAGAUAAAAAGUUCCUCAGAAAUAUAUGGUUAUAUAGCUACUGGAUCACUUCUCGGCACACCAAUAGCAGGGUGUUUAGGAGAUCAACAAGCUGCAUUAGUGGGACAAAAUUGUAUGAAGUUUGGUCAAGUAAAAUGUACAUAUGGCACAGGAUGCUUUCUUCUGUACAAUACAGGUGAAUCUAUUGUACAUUCGCAAAGUGGUUUGUUAACAACUGUGGCCUAUAAACUUGGACCAGAUGCGCCGGCGAUUUAUGCAUUGGAAGGAUCAGUUGCAGUUGCUGGUGACACACUACAGUGGCUACAGAAGGGCGUGGGAAUAAUAAAUGAUGUAUCGGAUACGGAAGCCCUUGCUACUCAAGUAGCUGAUAACGAAGAAGGAAGUGUAUGUUUUGUGCCAGCAUUUAAUGGUCUAUACUCACCACACUGGAGGAAGGACGCGAGAGGUAUAAUGUGCGGUAUAAGCAGUAGUACACGCACGGAGCACGUAAUUCGAGCCGCGUUGGCGGCUACGGAUUGCGCGCCGCUACGGAAACUCCUCGCUGACGGGGGAAUGGCGCAAAACACGACGCUCAUGCAGAUGCAAGCUGACACGCUUGGCAUUCCAGUGAUUCGACCAUUGAUGAUGGAAAGCACAGCACUAGGAGCUGCUAUUGUGGCAGGCCGCGCGUUACGGGUGUGGCCGGCGACCACACCCAGCCCUCCUUCUGACACCUUUAUACCCGCUAUUUCUAGUGAAGAACGUGAAAUCCGUCGCAAACGUUGGGAAGAUGCACUUAAUAGAUGUAUGGGUUGGGUUAACGAUGACGAUAAUCAAGGGACAGAAAACGAAGAUGACAUUGACCGCACAGCUACGGCAUUACCACCAGGGCUAUUUUUCCUUGGGACAGCCAUUCUUGUUAUUUUAGCAGAUAAAUUGAAUAUGUUGCCAUAAUGUUUAUAAAUGUAGUUUCCAUAAUACCUUUAUGAAUAGUCACAUCAUAACCAGUAUUACUAUGUGUUAGUGAAUUUAAAUUGUUAUAAA